AUGGACGCAGCAAAGCAAAUCCUGGAGUGCUUUGGGGAGGCCACGGGCCCACGCUGCAACUUCACUAAGAGAUCCAUCUCCUUGAUCCGUUGCUGUGUGGACGAGGUGCAUCUCAUUGUUCAGGCAGCGGGUUGCGCCGUCAAGGAACUGCCAAUCAUGUAUCUUGGCCUCCCCCUCUCGCUGCGUGCCCUAACCCGCACCAAGCUCCAGCCGCUUGUCGACCGAAUCGCCGCCCAGCUGCCAACGUGGAAGGCCGGCCUCCUCCGACGGGCGGGAAGGUUGACGCUUGUGAACUGCAAGCUCUCGGCGAUGCCUAUAUUGCACUUGAUGGCGCUGGAUCUCCCACCAUGGUUCUUCAAGUGCAUCGACAAGCUGAGAAGGGGCUUCUUCUGGUGCGGGAUGGAGGGCGCCAAGGGGGGGGGGAGUUGCCUUGUGGCAUGGGAGAUCGUUUGCUCCCCCAAGGCAUACCGCGGGAUGGGCGUGCUCAACCUGUGUCUUCUCAAUCAGGCCCUGCGUUUGCGUUGGCUCUGGCUGCAAAAGACGAUGCUAGACAAGCCAUGGGAUGGCCUGGAGAAAGGCUUAUCGGAUAUGGCCACGUGCCUUGGCCGUGCGUCACUACGGUGCACAACCGGGGACGGGCGCAGAGCAAGUUUAUGGCAUGACCCGUGGCUGAACCGCCGUGGCAUGGCGCAACGAGCACCCAACCUACUAAGCUUCAUUCGGCCGGCAAGGCAAAGGAUGAGUGUGGCGGAGGCCUUGUAUGACCACGUCUGGGUGGACGCGUGGGCGGUGGGCGUGCCCCUCACGGCCUGCGCGUCGGCGGGCGGCGUCGUCGCGGUCCAGGCCUCGGCGCUGCGCGUGCGCAGCAGCUCCCUCUGGUCCGACGGCGUCAACGCCACCGCCCUCGACACGGCCGGGUUCACCGUGCCGCCGCACGUCGUGCCGGCCCCGUUCACCCGCCGCGUCGACGUCGUCUUCGAGCGGUUUGUCGGCAACGCCUCGGCCACGCUCUUCGCCGCGCCGUGCGGGUACGCGCUGGCCUCCCUGGUCACCGCGCUGCUCGCGUACGACGUCUCCAUCGGGAACAACGGCAGCCGGGCCGUCUCGCUCCGGGCGCUCGGCGCGCCGGUCCGCGUGGAUUUCGGGGACCUCGCGUCUAUGGCGGCGGCGGCGAACGGGCCGCCGCCGUUAAACACCAUGGCGGCGAAGUGCGUGACCUUCACGGUGGACAGCGGGAACGCCGUGGCCACGCACGCCAUGACGUCGGCGACCGCGUGCGCGGUGACCGGCACAGGGCACUACGGCGUGGAGGUGCGGCUGCAACCGCCACCACCACCGCCAAUGCCAAUGCCACCGCCGCCGCCUCCCGCGGCAGUGCAGGAGCGGUGGUGGGCGUGGACGGUGGUGGCUGGCCUAGGCGGGGUGGUGGCGGUGAGUUUCCUGGCGGUCACCGUGGCCACCGCGGUGCGGUGGAGCAGGAGGCGCAGGAGGGAGAACAUGGAUGUGCGGGCAUUGGCCAGGGUGGAGCUGGGGAGGAUGGCGGUGCGGGGGAGCAGGUUGCCGGCAGCGAAGAUGGUGAGGACGUGUCCGGAGCUGGAAGACGGGAGCCCGCUGGCGUGGCGGCGCUAGCUCCUCCGCCGGUUGCACCGUCGCCGCCUUGUGUGAACUAGGUGCACUCUUUUUUUUCUCAGCAUCACACAUUCAGG
Hordeum vulgare subsp. vulgare (domesticated barley) is the source of this 1706-nucleotide messenger RNA. RefSeq lists its product as uncharacterized. The coding region runs from base 1 to 1629 and encodes 542 amino acids. Lineage: Eukaryota; Viridiplantae; Streptophyta; Magnoliopsida; Poales; Poaceae. Gene Ontology annotation, cellular component: membrane. The transcript is spliced from 2 exons. The record is from RefSeq and is a predicted model, not a curated record.